CCAACGAUAGCAGUGGACCACUCGCUGUCGCUCACAUAGAUCCGCGGCGACCAGCUCUUUCAGUGUGUCUCGAUUCGUUGCCGUGUUUGGAUCGCUAACUCGGCCCAUGAGCGAAAGGAAUACUACUCGCUGCCUUGUGGGGGAGAUCAGCGUCAGAUUCACGGAGAAGAAAAGUCACAACACAAACAACGCAGCAUCCCGGUUCGACUGUCUUGUGCUAUCUCGCUCGUGUACACACAUUACGGUGCAGAAUUGUGUGUGCGGCUGAUUUCAUGAGUGCAGUUCCGCGUUCAUGCGUUUAUCGCUCCCUUCUUGGCAGACCAAAAAUAACCAGUUCGCCGCCGCCGACGACGACGACAACGACGCUGUUCUUGGAUCAGCUGCUUGCUGUUUGCAAAUAACAGAAACGGUGAAACGUGUUUGAGCGUGUAAAGUGUUCCCGGCAAUGUGUGUUCGUUGAUGUGUAUGUGGCUUUCGCAGCGCGUGCCUCCGGAGGUGUUGUGAAUGCGAUAGCUUUCGCCGACCGAUAGCAGCUUUGACCGGGAUAACAUCUUAGAAAGUGCAGCAGAACAAAACAAAUUUGAUAGGAGGAUAUUGGAGAAGAAAUUUCGCGGAGGCACUCAUAGGAAAGUAAAGAAAGUUUUGAGUUCCCGUGAGCGUAAGAAGAAAAAUGUGUUGCCGCAGUCUACGUAAAUAGAGAUUGUGUCAAAACUUGGUAUGAUUGGGUUCAACAGUUACAAGUCCAUCGUGUAUUGAGGUUAGUGGAACCCAUCCAUUGUCCAUUUGUCAAAAUACAUAGUGAAUAAAAUACCAGUGCCCCUCAUUGCUCCUUUCAUUCGUGACAUAAUUCAGUCGAUCAACGUGAAUGUUGUGCCAGCAACAACAAUUUGUUGACGGUUUUAUUAUCGUAGUUAUCGGUAUUGUUGGCGACGUCGUCGUCGUCUCGUCAUCAUUGUUCUCCUGUCAUAAUCCAUCCUUUGGUGGCGGUGUUUUGAAUACACUGCAUGCAGUUCACGGUUCGCGUUGAGGCACGAUAAGGGGACCUGUGAGCUCUAGUGAAUGGUGGCUUGUUAAAAGCAGCAGCGAUACCCGCUGUCAACAUGAGCGCACUUCCGUUUCCGUGAACACGCCAAGCUGCCAGCGAAAGCGCCACAGUCCACACGAAAUAAGACCGAAUGAGAAAAAAACAGAAAAUAAACAAGCAAAACUUUAUAGUCCACCAAAAUACGGGAAGAAAAGUUGAUUUGUACUUUUGUUUCUCACCCACCUUCAUCAAGAUCCGCCACUGCUCACCGGAAACUGACUGACAAAGUGGAGAGUUAAAAAAGCAACUAAGCUGGUUAUAUUGGAAUAAUGAGAGAGACAGAAAAAAAAAGUUUCAACUGUAACAAAGUUUUCCUCGACUGUCGUAUGCAUGACAACUGAUUCCGAGUCUGUUGGAAUUUAAAGGCUCUGAUGGACCAACAAAAGUUGCGUCCGAGCAACGUGGAGCAACAAAUCCAGUUGUGCUAUUGAUUGCCUUCGCUCCGAGGGAACGGACCCCAUCAAACUCCUGAGCACGGGUAAUCACUCGAUGAACUUAUUAUCUCGCGUCCAAUCAGCGACGAGGCACAAAUUUAUAUGUGUGUUUAAACGGACGUAGCAACGUAGAAAAACGUCAACCGGAUCCGAUUCCGAGUGCGAAAAGGACAAGACAUAAUCGAUGAGAAACCAAUAAACACUUCCCGUGAACCACAGGAAAAGUCUCGAAAUCCAAUCGGCAGAUGAUUUUCGCUGACAUAUUCGCAGAGCCACAAGAAGCAGUCUACCGGCGGAGCAUCGAUAAAAAUAGACGGAAAAAAUUCGGGCGUCGGAAAAAGAUAAACGAAUUUGUUUAGGUGGAUGCUAUCAGCAUCAAUUUAUUUACGAAACGCUCCAAUAGACAGCCACCCAUUUAUUUUCGGAAAGCCUGGACCAAUCCGACGUGCGUAAGAUUAGUUAAGCUCGUGCCGAAGAAAAAAGUAGAGGUCAUCAAUCCAUCCAUCCAUCUCUAUCGUAGGAGGCAUCAGCAGCAGGGGGUGAGAAGAAAAUGUCCUCCCGGUCGAAGGAUAAGGUGACGGCCGCCAUAAGGAAGUUUUUCAAGAGUCCGGACAAAAAAGAGAAAACCCAAAAGGAUCGGGAUCAGCAACAUGGGGCCAGCGGAGGGACAGAUCAUCAGGUCGGGCCGGCCGCCGAGGGACACCCGAUGCUUCAUCCCACGCAUCCGGCGACGCUGGCAGUGGCCGCAGCAAUUGUCCCCAGCGGAAGCAGCAGUAGCAGUAACAAUAGCAGUAGCACCAGCAAAGCAAACACCGACAGUCCCAUGCGGAGGUUGCGAUGUGUUGUGGCACCCACCAGCAAUAGUGUGGUGAGCGUCCCUACACCCAAACCACUGGAUACCACAAUCCGAUCCAGACGACUGAUGAAAGAACUUAAGGAGAUUCAACGGAUACAACAUUCGCGUCCCGAACCAUACUUCACGGUGGAACUUUUAAACGACAACCUGUACGAGUGGCACGCUCGGCUGUACCGAGUGGAUCCGGAUUCACCACUGGCGGAAGACUUAGCCGAACUGAACAUUCCCUACAUCCUGCUGCAUUUGGUGUUUCCGGACAAUUUCCCCUUUGCGCCCCCAUUUAUGCGUGUGGUCGAGCCUCGCAUCGAGAAAGGCUUCGUGAUGGAGGGUGGCGCUAUUUGUAUGGAGCUGCUAACGCCACGGGGGUGGGCCAGUGCCUACACCGUGGAAGCCGUGCUGAUGCAGUUCGCCGCCAGUCUCGUCAAAGGCCAGGGUAGAGUUUCGAGAAAGCCAAAAUCCUCCAAAGAAUUCAGCAGGUUGGAGAACGGCUGAGGAAGCCUUCCGGUCACUAGUCAAAACGCACGAAAAAUAUGGCUGGGUAACGCCCGCCAUGAAUGAUGGUUAAUCUGAUGUGCUCAAUUUACGACGUGAUUAGCUCAAUCGAAUCAAUAAUAACAGGAAGAAUAGAAUAGAACAAAGAGCUCAAAAUACAAACCGGAAAACAGAUCUAUAAAUUAGGAGAAUAUUACACCAUAGUGAUAUAAGUACUCAAAACUCGCCAUUCUUAUUUGACGAUUGUUAGCAAAAUAUUUGAAGGGUUUUGUUCGAAGCUUCGACUUGGUGGAUUUAGAAAAGCUCACACCAGAAGCAAUGAAAACAAUGAUCUCGCUGUAACGUAUCGACCAUAAACGAAACCCAACUCAAAACAGUUCAAAAUUCCACGUCGUCAAUAAGUCUAAAGCAGAAGACGAGAAUCGUGCAAAGAUUUAGAAUUUUUUGUGAUGUUUAGAACUAUGCGAAACCUAACAAGUUAGCACUAAGGAAGUUUGAUACUUUAAUCUUUAAUAUUCGUAUAUGUUUCAUCGGUUGUCGCACACAGAUGCAUACAUUUUCUUCUUCGUGGUUAUUAGCUAGUUACAUGGUUGACUCUAGUGUAAUCUUCAACGCGUCGUCAACCACGAACUACGGAAAAGUAAUCUCACUGAUCGUUGCAUUAUCGAAUAGAAUAUAUGCUUCUCAUUUUAUCGUUCAUCAUUAUUGAAAAAGCUACGUUUUUGAAAUAUAUAUAUGAAUCACGAUGUAAAAAAAUUACAACAAAAUCUAUACAAACAAACAAGAAUGUAAUUCAAUGUUGGUACUGGCCGUUGUUGCCAAGGAAAAAUGUCCAAAUGCUUGUUGAUCCUGUCAGACGGGAGUAAACGGAGGAAACUUAUAUGUGCUAAGAGGUGGAAUAGAGUAAAAAAAAAAUAUCCGAAACAUGAAA
This is a messenger RNA of Toxorhynchites rutilus septentrionalis, 3797 nucleotides long. RefSeq names its product ubiquitin-conjugating enzyme E2Q-like protein 1. The record is from RefSeq and is a predicted model, not a curated record. The coding region runs from base 2069 to 2866 and encodes 265 amino acids. The transcript is spliced from 5 exons. Lineage: Eukaryota; Metazoa; Arthropoda; Insecta; Diptera; Culicidae.